CGGGUCCUCAGCGGAGCGCCUCUGCGGGUGCUCGCACAGCAGUGUUCUGGUGCCCGCGGGGAUAGUAGGUCGUUUUCUGGGAGUCUUCAUGGCUGGGAUUGUGGGGUGCAGCAGAGACUCAGUGUCGGGGAAAGCGGAGACUAAGAAAACCUGAGCAUCAGCUUUCGCAGGAGCGCAGAAGGACUACCGUGUGCAGAACGGCUUCUAACCCGAGUCCUCACCGUCGCCUUUCCGAACAAGCGUGUCCUCUCCUGUCUCUGCGCAUGCGGCUGUGUGUGGGAAAGUCUGGGACGGGGGGGGGGCUGAGGGCUGGGCUUCGGGUCCCCCCAUGCCCUGCCUCCCCCCAGGAGGCCUCCUUGGUUCCUGGGCAAGAGCAAGAGGCCGAGGGGACCCGGCUGUGGAGUGCAGGACCAGACACCCCCGCGAUGACCAGUUCCCCCGUCUCCAGAGUUGUCUACAACGGCAAGAGGAACAGCAGCCCCCGCUCUCCCCCCAGCAGCAGUGAGAUUUUCACCCCAGCCCACGAGGAGAAUGUGCGUUUCAUUUACGAAGCCUGGCAGGGCGUGGAGCGCGAUCUGCGGAGCCAGAUGUCCGGCAGCGAGCGGGGCCUGGUGGAGGAGUACGUGGAGAAGGUCCCUAACCCCAGUCUGAAGACCUUCAAGCCCAUCGACCUGAGCGACCUGAAGCGCCGGAACACGCCGGACGCCAAGAAGUCCUGAAGCGCGCCGUGUCCCUCCCCUGGCCUCCAGGAGACCGGGGCGCCGCCUGAUGCUGGGAGGGGGAGGGGCUGUAAACCCCAGGAUCAGGAGGGGCACGAUCGCUGGCCAUGGCCUGCCCUUCCUCCCCGAGUCCCCUCCUUUCUUCUCGGGCAGUCUCCAGCUGUCCCUGUCACGGGGGAGGCCCUGCCAGCCCCUGCUCUCCCCGGAGCCGCGUCUUUGGAGCUGCCUGCCCUGCCCGCCCCCAGUCCAGGGCCUUGACUCUGACUUCUCUUCACUUCCCAUCACCUCCUGUUGCCCCCACCCCCUGAGUCCCUACCCCCGGCCACUUCCACGGUCAUGAGGGGGACAAGGGGGCCUCUGCUCUUUCCCAGGCUGGUGGGACUGGCUUGUCCCUGAGGGGUCAGGAGGCAGGACGGCGAUGCUCUCUCCCAUAGUAGUUGUGCGCCCCCCCACCAAGCCCUGCUGCUUUUCUGGGCUGGACACCUUGGGGAGCAUCUGAUCCUUCAGCCCGUUGUCCAGCCUGGCCCCUUCCUUUCCUGCAUCAGCUUCAGGAUGGCACUGAGCACCCCCUCAGAAAGGGUCCUGGGCGACCGGGCCUAGCCCCUUGCUGUCUGCGGCCCUGAGGCCACAGGUCUCCCUGCGGGAAGGGGUGUGAAGAUGAUCCUGGCCCUGUACCAUGUGCUGGGAGGGUCACCAGGGCCCCCUUUUCUUCCUGUGCCCUUCAAAAGCCGAGUGUCUGUGCCUGGAGCCCAAGGACCAGUGAAUAAAGGCGGGUGGUGCAGGAGCGGCCCCUUGGUCUGUCAGGCCCACGUCCGGCAGCCCACGGAGGGCUGGAGACCCAAGGUCAGGCCCCACCCUAACCCCAGAAAUCCCAUCAGCUCCCUGGGUUCCUCUAGGGGGCUCAGGCCUCUUAUAGGGGGCAGUGGGCGCUGGGGGAGGAGAGAGGCUGAGGUGGCUCUCCCGUGCUCUUCGGGGACCAUUGCCUUAGGGGUGGGGACCCUGGAGGCAGGAGGCUCCCUCUGCAGCCCUGGACCCGGGGGGGAGUGGUUCCUCCGCUGUUCCGAUGAAGGAGUGGCCGCUGGGCCCUGAGGGAGACCCAAGUCACUUGACCUUCAAACCUGGAAAGCCCUGGUAGGCCAGGUCCCAUACACGGAACUGGAGUUUAUUUUGGGAACAUGCUUUCCUGGAAGAGUACUCUGGGGCCUACAGGUGACUCCAGGAGGCGUCUUCUUGGGGGGUGCUCCUCAGGGACAGGGCACAGGAAGGACAGGUCGUGUAAUAAACAGCCGCCUUGGCUCACUGCCAGUGGGAGCUGGCGGGUGCUGGCCCUGCGCCAGGUCUCUAACCGCGUGGCCUUGUUUGCUCCCUGGGGACCUGUGGGUGUCUUGCCGAGGGGUUCGAGUGCCCCCAGCCACCCUCCCUGGCCGCCUGCACUAGUGGUGAUACCCGUGGGCCUGUCCAUCCGACCACUGGGGGUGUGACCACAGGAGACCCCUCACGGGCAUUUCACUCAGUAUCCCUGCCCACUUAGGUUUUGCGUGGGGUGGAGGCGCUCAGCCUGGGGUCUUUGUGCCAAGACCCACCUCAGAGGUGGAGUGUGGCCCAGAGGCCACGUGCCAGGAGGGUGAGCGGAGCUCAGCUGGGCACUGGAGGUGGAGGCCCUGGAGGCAGGAAAGUGGGUGGGCGUGGAACCAUCCCUUCCCUAACUUGGGUCCAUGUGUCCCCUUUGGAGAUUUUGCCUAACAGGUGAGGACUCUGAGUAGUCAUCAGGGGGUGUCGGGGACCAGAGGGGAGGGGCAGAUGGGGCGGAGGGAGGCGGGUUAGUGGGGAGGUUCUUCCUGUUUGUCGGGCGCCCUCUGGUCCGAGCCCAGCCUCAGCUGUGCUGCCUCCUCCCCGUCCAGGCUGCUGGGACUUCACUGUGGCCGUGUGGGUGCCCCUGAGUGGCUGGAGACCCCUGCCCUCCGGUGCAGUGAGGGGAGUGAGCAUCUUGGUGGAGUGGGGACAUCCCCUCUGCUCUGCCACCCUGUGCCCCGCACGUGCACACAUCAGUCACUAGUUCAUCGUGGGGCAACUUUAUGACCCUACCUUUACCUCCUUCCAGAGGACGGCCUUACUCAAAUUUUUAGGCUUUUGCUUUUACCACAAUUUUGAUUUAGUAAAUACUGAGCACGUUUA
Molecule: messenger RNA, 2894 nt
Organism: Neogale vison (American mink)
Lineage: Eukaryota; Metazoa; Chordata; Mammalia; Carnivora; Mustelidae
Gene: MCRIP1
Product: MAPK regulated corepressor interacting protein 1
Exons: 5
Coding region: 264-719 (151 amino acids)
Source: RefSeq, a predicted model, not a curated record